Pygocentrus nattereri (red-bellied piranha) is the source of this 1390-nucleotide messenger RNA. RefSeq names its product N-acetyllactosaminide beta-1,3-N-acetylglucosaminyltransferase 3-like. Bases 61 to 1239 code for a protein of 392 amino acids. The record is from RefSeq and is a predicted model, not a curated record. The transcript is spliced from 2 exons. Lineage: Eukaryota; Metazoa; Chordata; Actinopteri; Characiformes; Serrasalmidae. Gene Ontology annotation, molecular function: hexosyltransferase activity. Gene Ontology annotation, cellular component: membrane.
CACAUUUUACAAUCUAAGAGUAAUGUUCCAUCUGAAUUUGCUUUCAGGUGACAUCAGUUGAUGAUGAAGAUACUGCGGUGGAUCUGCAGGAUCCGGGUGAGGAGGUGGAAGUGGGAGAUGGUAGCUGUAUUCUUUACUGGCACUUUGUGCUUGCUCAUAUUGAUGAAAAUAAAAGUCCAGAACAAGAACCAAGUGGAGCCUGCACCCCUCUUAGAAGAUGAAUGGAAUCUGGAAAGCGAAGCUGGGACGCCUCAAGUUUUUCCAAGUUUACCUCCCAAAUGUGAACAGAGCUCAUCUGCUUCCAAUAUCAGUGGAUUUUCCUCCUUGCCCCAACGCAUUCAAGACUUCCUGUAUUACCGCCAUUGUCGCCAUUUCCCAAUGUUGCUAAAUGCUCCUGACAAGUGUGGGGGUCCCGAGAAGUCCUCAGAUGUGUUUCUUUUGUUGGUCAUCAAGAGUUCUCCACCCAAUUACGACAGACGGGAGGUGCUGCGGAAAACAUGGGCUGCUGAGAGGCUGCAGAACGGCAUCUGGAUUCGUACCGUGUUUAUAUCCGGGACUGCUGGACAGAGCUUUGAGAAGCAGAGGCUGAACAAACUCCUGGAAGCAGAGAACCUUGAACACAAGGACAUUCUGCAGUGGGACUUUCAUGAUUCCUUCCUCAACCUCACACUCAAGCAGAUCCUUUUCUUGGAAUGGAUGGAGAAAUUUUGCCCCAACGCCCACUUCCUGCUCAACGGGGAUGAUGACAUUUUUGCCAACACAGAUAACAUGGUGGUGUAUCUCCAAGGGUUGGAUAGAGAUAGUGACAACAAACACCUGUUUAUGGGCUACAUGAUGCAGAAUAAUGGACCGAUCCGAGACAUGGCCAGCAAAUAUUAUGUCCCGGUCCAAGUGUAUAAAUCAGAAAUAUUUCCUCCCUAUUGCAGCGGAGGUGGAUUCCUGCUUUCACGUUUUACUGCCAAGACAAUCUACAAUAUGUCUCAAUCCAUCACUAUUCUGCCCAUAGAUGAUGUUUACAUGGGAAUGUGUCUGGAGAAAGCUGGGCUGAAACCUUCAUCCCACAUUGGCGUUUGGCCUCUUGGCCUAGAUGUUCACUCCAAAGUGCUGGACCCUUAUGACCCUUGCUAUUACCGUGAAAUUAUUCUAGUCCACAGAUUCCUGCCUCAUGAAAUUUACAUCAUGUGGCAUGAAGUCCACCGGCAAGAUCUGAAAUGUGGAAAGUCAUUAAUUUCUCUUUAACACAAGACUCUUGAAAGGUUUUGCAUGAAUUUACUUAAUGCACACAUUUAUCCACAGCAACGUACAGUAUAAUGAAGGUAUACAUGUGUAUGUACAUGGAUUACACAAAAUGGACAAUAAAGUCUGUUCAAUAAAGGUGUUAAAUAUCUCA